AUGAAGGAAGACAUUGAUCCUGAAUCUAGAAUAGCUCGAACAGCCUCGGAAACUGGACGGAGCAUUGAAGACGACACGGCACGAAAACGGAAAAAACGAGUAUGGAAAGAAAACAUAGUAAGACUCGGAAGUUGGAACAUUACAUCAUGGAGCAACAAAGACUAUGAGGUGGUCGUAGAAAUAGAGAAAAACAAAAUAGAUUUCUGCGCACUAUCAGAGACCAAGAAGAAAGGCAAUGGCAGUCAAAGGUACCAAAACUACAUACUGUUUUAUAGUGGAGUCGACAAGAACUUGCGAGCACGGGGAGGAGUAGGGUUACUAGUGAAUAAAAAAUUUGAAAAAGAUAUUAAAGAAGUACAGUAUAUAAGUCAUAGCAUCAUACAGAUAACAGUAGAGCUGGCCAACGAAAGAACACACCUACUAAGUAUAUAUGCACCUGAUGUAAGCAAACCGAAAGAAGAAAGGGAAGCUUUUUUUGAUACCUUGCAAGCUACGUUAGAUGAAAUACCCAGUAAAGACAAAGUGUUUAUUAUGGGCGACUUUAACUCAAGAAUUGGGAACACAGUUAUCCCAGGAAUCAUGCAUAGUUUCAACGAAGGAGCAGUGAAUGAUAACGGAGAUAUAUUGAUAGAUGUAUGCGCCCUCAACGAAUGA
Messenger RNA from Diorhabda sublineata, 654 nucleotides. Its product is annotated as craniofacial development protein 2-like. The record is from RefSeq and is a predicted model, not a curated record. The transcript has 2 exons. Gene Ontology annotation, molecular function: catalytic activity. NCBI's taxonomy places the organism in Eukaryota, Metazoa, Arthropoda, Insecta, Coleoptera, Chrysomelidae. Bases 1 to 654 code for a protein of 217 amino acids.